This is a messenger RNA of Clupea harengus (Atlantic herring), 3545 nucleotides long. RefSeq names its product potassium/sodium hyperpolarization-activated cyclic nucleotide-gated channel 2-like. Gene Ontology annotation, molecular function: voltage-gated potassium channel activity. The record is from RefSeq and is a predicted model, not a curated record. Gene Ontology annotation, cellular component: axon; membrane; HCN channel complex. The transcript is spliced from 5 exons. Bases 2715 to 3497 code for a protein of 260 amino acids. NCBI's taxonomy places the organism in Eukaryota, Metazoa, Chordata, Actinopteri, Clupeiformes, Clupeidae. Gene Ontology annotation, biological process: potassium ion transmembrane transport; sodium ion transmembrane transport; regulation of membrane depolarization.
UGCCAUUAUUGUUAUUUAUUCAUUGUUUUUUAUUUAAAUGUGUAUUUUCUAUUGCUAGUUUUGUGGAGUGUAAUUUUUAAGUCGCUUUGGCCGGAGCUUCUGCUAUACCUUAACCAUAACCAUAUCCAUGUUUAUUAUCUUGUAUACUAAUAUCGAGCUAGCUAGCCAGCUCACUGUUUUUUGCACUCAGACACUUAACCCAUGGGCCACAAAUAUGGAGGAUACCUUGGCAACCAGAGCAAAAUUCAUCACUUCAAACCACGUGAGAACGUUCACUCCGGUCAUUGGUCAGAUGUGUCAGGGGCGGGAUCAAGAAAGUAAAUACAAGAAGAAGGUCCUGUGUUGGUCAUGGAUCGAUGAUCUUUCAUCCGUUGUCACUGCUGGCUGUCGCUACUGGCUGGGGAUCGCUGCUUUUGGGGUCUGAAGGCUGUCACUCACUGCUGUUCAUCGUUGGAAAGUCGCCAUCACUUGAAGUGGCCGCUCGUAGGGCAGUCAACACUAGAGUCACUGUGUCUCGCUCUUUGCUGAACAAUGCCGCCACUGCUCUUCUUCGCAUGGCCGCCCAGACAGGGUGUCUGCAUUAGCGUGGAGACAGCUUGGUGACGAGUUCUUGAACGUCAUAGUCCUGCAGAGUCUAGAGCCAUUGGGCCAGCUGCCCCUCCAGCUCUUUGAAUUUCAGCAGCCAGGUGAGAGAGACAUGGUCAUUGCGCAAUAGAAUCGUCUGAAAAAAGACACUGGUACUCAGCACAGUGGCUCCACCUGCUGCUUCUUCCCACUGGUUCGAGGUUCGUUAAGGCUGCUGGAAUAUUGCGCUUUAGUCGUGCUCCACUCCGGUGCAGUUCCUUGAUGAGAUCUUCAAUCAUCGGCGUCUCCAUUCCUCUAGCUGGUGCUUUAUCCCACUUCUGACACCAAUGUAGCAAAGACACAAGAGUCAGGCUUUUUUUUGGCUCUAUGCUGUUUAUUGGCGCAAGGCAAUACAAGCUUCAGACUGAUACCAAGCAGGGGAAAGGAUCAGGGAUCUUGUACUCAGACAGAGGUUACAAGGCAAAUCAUUCUCCAUGCAUUUUUUUGUGAGAUGAAUGUUGCUUGCUAUUUAACUAAUGUUAGCUAAGUUACUCAUUAUACCUUGUCUGAUCAACAAGAAAAGUGUUGACUUGAAAAGCUUACUGAAAAAAUAAGAAAGCUAUUUAACACAUUGUUACUUCUUUUAGGAAAUACUGGCUUGUAGGUUUGAUUCUGGCAACUUUUGGGAAUGUGGUUGUUAUUCCUAUGAGUGUAAGCUUUUUCACUGAGGAGGUUCACUACAGUCCUGCAUGGAUUGCAUUAAAUGUAGCUGUGGACUUUUUGUUCAUCAUGGAUCUAUGCCUAAAUUUCCGCAUUGGGUUUUGGAGUGAUGAAAAUGGAGUAAGUGACCAUAUUCAUUUAUUAGUAUUUUGUGACCAAAUUAAAGUGAUGCAACUGAUUUCUGAAGUAACCAUCUGAAUGUACUAUUAUAUACUAUGUAAUGUUCUUGCUGUACCUUUUCUUUCCAAGAUUGUUGUUUUGGAGACUAAGAUAAUAAAGAAUAAUUAUAUUAAAACAUGGUUCAUCCCAGACUUAGUAGCUGUGAUACCAGUUGACUAUAUGAUUCUAAUUAGUGAGGUAAGUGCAAAUUAUUUGUUCAUGACACUGAAUUUGGAGUUUAGGUAACCUCUUUGCUGAAUGAGAAUUUGUGUACUCCAGGUUUUGGGAGACUGGACUGGAACUACAACUGCAAUUGCAGGUGUAAGAGUGGUAAAAAUGAUUAAACUCACCCGAUUAUUCAGCUUGUUACGCCUACUGAGAUUUUCCAGGCUGCUGCGAUAUGCUCACAACUGGGAAGAGGUAAGUGGAUCUCAUGUGUUUCCUGUUGUUAUCAUUACUUGAACAUUUACCUUUGCACCUCGCUUUUGUGAUGUAAUACAACAGGAUUUUCAAGCGUACUUUCAAUACUCCACACUUCCAACCUCUUCCAAGCUUGCAAGUCUCUUGUCCUCCUCUGCAUUGUGCACUGUCAGAAAAGUAGGCACCCUAAAGGCCGCAACAGCAAGACAUUAGGUGAUGGGGUUGUUUGUUUUGGUGUCACAGACGCUAACACACAAGGCCAGACGUGACUUAGGCACUUUGUUAUGAGAGUUACGGGUUUUAGGACAGCCUCCAUCUCAGAUAAUUUUGGUUUGUUGUUCCUUCCCUUACCUGCCCUUACCUUGACAAAAAGACUUGCCCAGUUUUAUGUUUGAAUAUUUUAAACUCAGUCUGCACAAGAUAUUUGUUUGAUUUAGACAAUGCAAAUGCUAUAAACAUGCCAAAUUCCAUGGUUGUACCUAGACAUGUAUUGUACCUCCGGUUCUAAGAGACUAGCUAGCCUGUAACCUGCCAUGUCUCAUUUAUUUAUUUUACUGCAUUUUCUGUCAUUUUGAUUAGGUUCGUGGCUUGAAUGUUGGAGCCAUUGCUACUCUCCUUCAGGUUCUUCAUGUGAUUGUAAUCAUUGUUCUGAUGUGUCACUGGAGUGCUUGCUUCCACUUCAUGGUGGCUUCAAUCCAAGACUUCCCAGAAAAUAGCUGGGUUACUCGGGAAGGCCUUCAGGUUGGACUCAUUAUAACGAAUUGAAAUAUAUAUAUAUAUAUAUCUUUCCUAAAGAAUUUUACAAAACUGUGCUAUUUUUUUCUUUCCUUUUUUUUUUUUAGAACAGAACUAUGAUUAGGCAAUACACAACAUGCAUGUUUCGUUCACUUUGCCACAUGAUGACCCUUAACUAUGGAUCUCGUGGAGUUCCCAAGGGUGUCACAGAUCUGUGGGUGGAUAUAAUCAGCAUGAUGGUGGGAACGGUUAUGUAUGCCCUGGUCCUGGCCCGCAUAACAGCCCUGGUAACUCACUCCAGGGUCAGUGAGAAUGUCUACAAGAGCAGGUACGAUGAGUUGUGCCAGUACAUGCGUCAGUAUCGCAUACCAGGUGCCCUGCGCGAGAGAGCCAUUUGCCAUUUGGCUAGCCGAUACCAGGGAAAGUGGUUUGAUGAGAAGGCUAUUCUGAUGGAGCUCAAUGAACCUCUAAGACGGGAAAUCAUAAGCUACAAUUGCUCCAAUCUCAUCAAAAAACACCCAGUCUUCAAAGAUGCCAAUCCUCUCUACCUGUUAGAGCUGCUGGACAAGUUGGAGUUUGAAUGCUAUCAACCCGGGGAACUCAUCAUUGGGAUAGGGACCGUGGGUGACUGCAUGUAUUUCAUUGAAAAGGGCGAUGUUGAAGUGGCCUCACCUGGUUACACCCAAAUACUGUCAGAUGGGUCUUUCUUUGGAGAGCUGUGUGUGAUGACAGACAUAACCAAACGCCAAGCUAACGUGAGAGCAUUGACCUCCUGCCGCCUGUACAGCCUCAGUAUUAGUAGCUACGAGCACGUCUCGAAGCUCUUCCCUAAAGCCAUGCAUGGGAUGGAAACGCAGGCACAGCAGCUAUUGCAAAAUCUUGGAACAAGUAUUGAAUAGAUUUCAUGAUUUUUUGGAAAAAAUAAAUAUGUUUGCUAAAUACUUAAA